AGCUUUAGCUAAUACCCAAGCAGCCAUUACUCAUUGCAGUAUCCGAACGGGCUGAUAGGUACCAAAACGCCGCAUUUACCUUAGUUUCGUUAGUAUGAAACUGAAUUAAUGCUGAUAUCAAGAAAAUGACAGGUCCACUUUUAAUCCAUGGCCCAGACAAUGCUGACUGGGAUAUCUCCUGGGAACAACUUUUUGUACAAGAUUGGGUUCACGAAAACGCAUUUCAAGCCUUUGUACACGAGCUACACCCGCCGCUGCCAACGUCAGAGAGUAUUCUUCUUGGAGGUGUAGGUGAGUAUACUGCUUCUACGAUUCAGACUGCACAUUUCAGCCUCCAGGCUAAUGAGUACCCACUUGUAGGAAAAUUUCGAGAUGGAGACAGUGAAGUGGGCUCGACAUUUUGGAAGACCGUUCUUAAAAGUCGAAGAGUCCUAAUAAGACUGAUAAAUACCAGCUCGGACGAGCACUUCGUCUUCUCCACCGACAACCACAACUUAAAAGUCAUCUCAGCAGAUUUUGUGCCUAUAGAGCCGUAUACAACCGAAUAUUUAUCAAUAGCGAUUAAUAAUUAUUGGAUCCGCACUGUACCAGUGAAAAGUUGCUCGUCCAACUAUACUGAAUUCGAUAAUCGCACAGGCAUUUUGCAUUAUGAAAACUCCCCAGAAGCCCAGAAACCAAAGACAUCUGCUCAGCUGAGCAUCAACUUUACGUGCGAAGAUGAGCCACUUGAAAGCCUUAAACCGGUCGUCCGGUGGGAGAUCGGGUCAUCGCCAGCAAACAAUAUCACUGAAAGCACGUAUGAGGUAGGACUUCAGGAGUCGCGGGGAGCUCUGCGAUGGGUAAUUGGCAGAAGUCCGUUGUUGUAA
Molecule: messenger RNA, 866 nt
Organism: Talaromyces proteolyticus
Lineage: Eukaryota; Fungi; Ascomycota; Eurotiomycetes; Eurotiales; Trichocomaceae
Product: Cupredoxin
Exons: 3
Coding region: 126-866 (246 amino acids)
Source: RefSeq, a predicted model, not a curated record